UAUAUAAAUUAGAUAUAUUCAAGAAAAAAUAAUAUAAAUACAACCCUACCAAAUGGGAUAAAAUAGGCUCCUCGAAAGUGAAAAGACGAACGAAGCAUUCCGUAUCUCUUCGUUUGUUAUCGGAGGAAGUGUUGACUGUUGAUGUGGCAGAACCGAUCGCUCACGGAGGGCUCACAACAGGAGAAAUAUCCCCAAAAAUGCCGGAAAUAGACAUGAUUCCUUACAAAGAAGCACGUCACUGAGUUCGCUGGACUCAGGAUAGACCGCAGGACGAAGAGAACGACAGAGGUGAUAUUAGAGCGAAGAAGAGGGCUGUCCUUUGGGCCUAUGCACGGAAGACUGAAACCGACUCUUGUUCCUAGAAGCGCUCAGUUCCACUUUACGAGGAAGGACGACCUGCACGUUCUCAGAAGUGGAAAAAGCUGAUUUUCUACUUCACUUCAUGGUUAGCAGACGAGGUAACAUGUCUGAGAUAUCAGGGGAUGGUGCACCUGUCGACCCAGGGCCUCUGGUGACCCUGGAGUCGGUGGAGAUCCCAGUGAUUGGCACGGCUUCCACAAUGGAGGCUUUCAUCUAUGGCUCCUUCACCCUCUUGGCCCUCUUAGCUCUGGCCUUGCACUUCCUCUCCCUGAAGACCAAGAGCCAAAUCACGUCAGCCAAUAACCCUCACUUCAAGAAGUUCCAAUAUUCGUUUUUCCUGGUGUACUUCAUGGCAUUGUUCUCUGACUGGCUGCAGGGCCCCUAUGUGUACAAGCUUUAUGAACACUAUGGUUAUGCCAGCAACCAAAUAGCCCUCCUGUAUGUGGUGGGUUUUGCCAGCAGCGUCAUCUUCGGGACAACAACAGGACCCCUGGCUGAUCGGUUUGGUCGUAAGAAGAUGGCUCUCUGCUUCUGCAUCAUGUACUCCUUCUGUUGCCUAACAAAACUCAGCUCCAGCUUCUUCUGGCUAUUUAUGGGUAGGGUUUUUGGUGGUAUAUCAACAUCCAUGCUCUUCUCAACCUUUGAGUCAUGGUAUGUCUAUGAGCAUACAGAGACGCAUGACUUCCCUAGUGAGUGGCUGUCAGUGACCUUCUCCAAGGCAACCUUCUGGAACGGUGUGCUGGCCAUAAAUGCUGGGGUGUUUUCCAACAUCUUUGCUGAGACCUUGGCCUUUGGACCAGUUGCUCCCUUCAUGCUUGCCAUUCCCUUCUUGAUCAUGGCAGGUCUGAUCAUUUCGCAGACCUGGAGAGAAAAUUAUGGAAAUCAGGCGAUCGAUUUGAGGAAGUCCUGCAUGGAAGGUCUUCGGUCCAUCUUGUUUAAGGAUUCUAUCCUAUUCUUGGGUGUGGUUCAGUCUCUCUUUGAAGCCAACAUGUAUAUUUUUGUAUUCCAGUGGACCCCUGUCCUGGGACCUGGACACCCUCCCCUUGGCAUGGUGUUUGCAAGUUUCAUGGUCUGCAUUAUGAUUGGCUCGUCCAUAUAUUCCAUGCUCUUCUCCAAGAAGUAUUCGGCUGAACAACUCUUGCUGAUGGCGGUUGGUAUGGCUAUUGUAGCCAUGUCUUUGUGCAUUUAUUCCACCAGCGGCAACCACUUGUACCUCUCCUUCCUUGCCUUCCUCAUUCUGGAAGUGGGUGUUGGCAUGUACUUCCCAGCCAUUGGGUACCUGCGGUCCCAGGUCAUUCCAGAGGAUCUGAGAGCAGGUAUCAUGAACUGGUUCAGAGUCCCAACCAAUAUCAUUACAUGUGCUGGUCUGCUGCUUGUCCACAAUAAUACUAUUAUUAGUUCAACUGAAUGUAUGUUUGCAAUCUGUACUGGAAUGUUAGUUAUUGCAUUAUUUAGUAAUAUGAAGUUUAUUUCUCUAUACAAUAGUAACAAGACUUUGAUCCCCCAAACUGAAGAUAGAACACCAUUGACAAAAGAGGAGUCUUAGUGUGUACAAAACAUAAGAACUUUGGAAUUAAAUAUAUAGGUAAAUAGUGGAAGAGAAACUUCAUUUAUGGCAGAACUAGGCUAGAAAGUUUAGACACAAAUUUUGUGUACGGACAUAUAGUUCAGCUUUAUAUUCCACAAAAUAUUCAGGAGAGUUUUAUAUACUGUGGGACAUUGAUUUAACUCUUAGAUGCACUUUUCUGUUUUUGUUUUAUAGGAUUCCUAAUUUUUUUAGAAUGGUAUAGAGAGAGAAUGCCAUGGGGUCAGGAUGAUGACAUAGAUAUUGCAGUUUUAUUUAUCAGCCAACAUGACAUUAUUAAUGAAUAGUAAUAAGAUGUAGUUCUCUUAUAUCCUCUGGCUCAUUUCUAUUUUCUUAUUUGGGCAUUUUUUUUUAUAUAAAAAUCAGAUUUAGUGUAAUAUUCAGUAAUCUGGAGAGACUGUAGGUAAUGAAAUGAAAACAGUUCUUUAGUAAUGGGAAUGUACCUUGAUUUUAAUUUUGGCUGGUGAUAUGAUAACAUAAAAGAUUUCAUUAUGAAGUUGAAUUGAUAGUAUGUGAAUGAGUGGAUGGUGGCUGAAAAAAAGUAACUUUCUAAUGCACAUGGGAUUUACGUAAACUGUGAAAAGAGUUAUGAUCUGUGAUGGACUUUUAAUUUGUCAGACCUGUGAUGUAAUAAAAAAGAAUAGUGCCUGAGUGAUUUUUUAUUUUUAUUUAUAAAAAUAUAAUUGGAUAAGUUUUCUUUUCUCUUUUCUGUUGAAUUAGAAAGUGAACAAAGCCCCAUAAAGCAUUUGGUCUCUAUUCAGAAGAGUGCAUUACUUGAUAUGUGAAAAAUAAACACAAGAAGAAAAUUAAAUUGCCAUUAUAAUGCUGUGAAGGCCCAUGUUGUCAUUGUGAAAAUCUAGUUUACAUGUAGCCAUUUCACUUAAAUUUAGUUUUAAAAGUUGGAUAAGUUACUAGUUUGUAACUUGUCCUUUAUUAUGAUUAUAAUUUUUGAUAGAAUUGUAAGGGACCUACCUAUAUGUUGAUCAUAAAAUUUUGUCUUGUUUGACUAAUAUACAUGUAUGUAAGUGCCAGAUAUAUUGAAGUUCAAAAUUGCAUCAUGUGCGACUGUCAUUCAAAAAUAAGUUGGAACAUGUGUGGAGGCCAUUGUAGCUGAGAUGAAUAUGAGGUGGUUUGAUGAAGAUAUUGCAACACGAUAUUAUCAGUGAUAUUUGAAAGUUGAAUGUGUUUAACAUCAUGUACUAUUUUGCACUGCUGUGGUUUUCUGAUAUAACUGUCAGUGAUUUUCAAAGUCCGAUUUCUCAUCCUCUCCAAAUGUGAUUCAGAGUGAUUCAAAGAUUUGGAUUAUCAUAUGGAUAUCUCAUGGCUCAGUUGAUGGAUUUAUAUUGUUCAGGUAUUAUUGGGAAAGGAAAUGACUGCAAAUAUGUUGUUUCUGAAAUCCACUCAUAUGUGUAUUCCCUUGUAUUUUGUAGCGGGGUGGGAACCAGAACGACAAGGGAGGAAUCUCUUGGCUGAGUGUUGGUUAGAGCCUCAAAAUUGAUUUGAGAUAAAUCCCCUUCGCAGGAGAGUGUAUCUCAUUCGAGGUCAUUCUUGGUUGAUUAUCACAUGUCAUUAAAGUCUUUUGUCACUUGCUUUUCCGGAUUCACGUGACAAAAGGAGCCAUCUGUUGACUGAGAAAGUAGCAAGUUGAGUUAGCAAGCAGAUCAAGUGAUGGAUUGAGAAGGCAUGUGGAUGACUUAAUGAGUUCUUAUGGCAGACAGUUGUUUUAAUAGAUCCUAUGACUUUCUGAUGGAUCUUUGAGUUGUGAGGCAGCUAAAUUAUCCUUAUUUACAAUAUGUAUAUAUUCCAGGCAUCUUCAUAUUGCAUGUUUGUGUGUGUCACUUGUUUGUAUAUUGCAAGAUUUUUUUUUUUCUUUUUUAUAACGGUGCACUUCAGAAUCACAUUUGCUAUGGAGUGCUGAUCCUUGAUAUUAUGGAUAUGUCUUUCUUAAUAAGGGGAAUGUUAAGGAGGGUAUUCUUUUUUUUUGAUACAUACAGUGGAUUUACUUCUGUGCUAGAAAGACAGAUACAGAAGUAUGUUAAUUGAGUUGUGAUAUGUACACAUCAUGUAUAAUGUAUUCAUUGGUAUUAAUGAAAAUUUUCAUGAGUGUGCCAGUAUUCUUAAAGUGAAGUAUAUUCAGAUUUUUAUUUGAUACAUCAAUAAAGUUUAAUUUGUUUGAUUUCACAAUUUUUUUUUUUUAUUUCUAAUAUACAGAAAACUUACUCAGCACAAAGAUUAUCAUGUUUAAGAAAGUACUUGUUAUUUAUAUGUGAGUGAGAUUUUAAUAUCUUGUAUGGACAAUCUUGUAUUGAUAAGUACAUAUUUUUUGUAUAAA
Penaeus vannamei (Pacific white shrimp) is the source of this 4277-nucleotide messenger RNA. Its product is annotated as molybdate-anion transporter. The record is from RefSeq and is a predicted model, not a curated record. NCBI's taxonomy places the organism in Eukaryota, Metazoa, Arthropoda, Malacostraca, Decapoda, Penaeidae. Gene Ontology annotation, cellular component: membrane. Gene Ontology annotation, biological process: molybdate ion transport. Gene Ontology annotation, molecular function: molybdate ion transmembrane transporter activity.